Scomber scombrus (Atlantic mackerel) is the source of this 8670-nucleotide messenger RNA. RefSeq names its product mucin-2-like. The record is from RefSeq and is a predicted model, not a curated record. Gene Ontology annotation, molecular function: hormone activity. Bases 1 to 8670 code for a protein of 2889 amino acids. Lineage: Eukaryota; Metazoa; Chordata; Actinopteri; Scombriformes; Scombridae. The transcript is spliced from 49 exons. Gene Ontology annotation, cellular component: extracellular region; extracellular matrix.
AUGGCGACUACAGGACUUCAGUUCACGUUAUGGCUCAUCUACCUGACGCUGCUGGUUAGCUCACUCACUCAGACUGUAACCAUCGUUCCUCCUGUUAACACACUAAACCUCAAUUCAGGUAAUUCAUCUCACCUCGGCCGAGUGUGCACGACUUGGGGACACUAUCACUGGAAGACCUUUGAUGGAGAGUUCUUUCAGCUUGCCUCUACUUGUAACCAUGUCGUGGCAUCACAGUGUAAAGGCAGCUAUGAGAAUUUCAACAUCCAGAUGAGGCGCAAAAUAGUCAACGACAUCCCUACUAUCAGCAAGAUCAUCAUCAAGCUGGAAGGUUCUGUGGUAGAGCUGUCCAGCAGUGCUGUGAUUUUCAAUGGCAAGACCGUGUCACUGCCAAUGGUCUCUUUCCUGGUGACUAUUAAGGGGUCCACAUCUAGUAUCGUUGUUGAAACUAAGCUGGGAAUCAGAUGUGUCUGGAACCUGGAUGACUCUCUGGAUCUUGAAAUAGAUGACAAAUACCAGAACCAGAUCUGUGGACUGUGUGGAAACUUUGACGGUGUGGCCAAUGAGUUGGUGAAAGAUGGAGUUUCACUGUCUGUGUCAAACUAUGCUGAGGCCUACAAGGUGAAUGAGCCAACAGAGACCUGUGAGGAGCCUGAGCUCAACCAAGUCCUGAGCUGUGGAGAUAAGAAAUUCUGUGAGCAGUUCUUCUCCAGUGAUCCAUUUAGCAGUUGCCAAAACCGUCUGGAUUUGGAAUCCUUCAGUAAAGCCUGCAUGGCUGAUAUGUGCAACUCUAAAGACAACACUAACUCUGUCCUCUGUAAAACCAUCUCAGAGUUCUCCAGAGAGUGUGUCCAUGCCGGCGGCAAGCCCCAACCAUGGAGGAAUACUACUUUUUGUUACAAAAAAUGUCCUUACAACAUGGAGUUCACAGAGUGUAGCAGCUCUUGCCCUGACAGCUGCUCCAACCCUCAGGCCAGCCAGACAUGUGACAAUCACUGCCAGGAUGGCUGCAGUUGCCCUGCUGGAACGGUCUUCGAUGAUAUCAGUAACACUGGCUGUAUUACAGCUGAGCAGUGUCCAUGUACGCACAACGACAAAGCCUAUAAGUCAGGAGAGUCUUACUCUUUCAACUGUAGAUCCUGUGUGUGUCAGAGUGGCCAAUGGAAAUGUACAGAGGAGAACUGUCCAGGAACCUGCUCUGUGGAGGGAGGAGCCCACAUCAACACCUUCGAUGGGAAAGUCUAUACCUUCCAUGGGGACUGCUCUUAUGUUAUGGCUAAGCAAAGUAAUGGCUCUGCAUACACUGUACUGGUGGACCUGGUCAAGUGUGGUCUGGCUGACAGUAUGACCUGCCUCAGAGCUGUAACUCUGGCCUUAUACGGAAAUGCUGUGGUUGUGAAAAUUCAGGCAUCUGGGCAGGUCUAUGUGAACCAGAUUGUCUCUCAGCUUCCACUGUUUACGCCUGAGCUGAGUGCCUUCAGACCAUCAUCCUUCUACAUCGUCAUAAACACCAAGGUGGGCAUACAAAUGAUGGUCCAGCUGUCCCCCAUGAUGCAGGUCUUCAUCUCAGCUCACCCUUCACUCAAAGGAACCACCUCUGGUUUGUGUGGGAACUUCAACAACAAAAUGAGUGAUGAUUUCAGGGUGAUGAAUGGGCUGGUGGAGGGCACUGCUUCAGCCUUUGCCAACACUUGGAAAACCAGAGCCAAUUGCCCUGAUGUCACCACACGCUUUGGACACCCCUGCAUCAGCAUCAGCAAGGAGAGUUAUGCCCAGUACUGGUGCUCCAAGUUAACAGAUCCCAAGGGAGUGUUUGCUCGUUGCCACUCUAUCAUCAGUCCUGACAUAUACAAAGAUAACUGCAUGUAUGACAGCUGUAACUGUGAGAAAAGUGAGGACUGCAUGUGUACUGCAGUGUCCUCCUAUGUCUAUGCCUGUUCAGCAGCAGGAAUCCAGAUCACCGGCUGGAGGGCAACCAUCUGUGGUAAAUUCAGUACAUCUUGUCCUGCCGGAUCAGUGUAUGACUACAAAAUGACCUGCUGUGGUCGUACCUGCCAUUCCCUCAGUCAGGUUGACUACUCCUGCCAGACCAGCUUCACCACAGUGGAUGGCUGUGGCUGUGCCGAGGGAACCUAUAUGAACGAGGAAGGCCAGUGUGUGGCCAAGACAAGCUGUCCCUGCUAUGAUAAAGAUACCAUUAUUCCUGCUGGACAGGCUAUCACCAAAGAUGGCGCCACAUGCAUCUGCAGACAAGGAGCUUUCAGCUGCUCAGGAGGGAAACGACCACAAUCCUCUACAACAUGCAUUGCCCCCAUGGUUUAUUUUGAUUGCUCCACUGCUCAGCCUGGGGUGACUGGGACUGAGUGUCAGAAGAGCUGCAACUCUCUGGACAUGGGUUGUAUCAGUACUUGCUGUAUAUCAGGCUGCAUGUGCCCUGAUGGCCUGGUGUCAGAUGGAUCAGGAGGUUGUAUCAAAGAGACCAACUGUCCAUGUCUGCACAAUGGACAGGUGUACCAGCCUGGACAGACGCUGACUGUGGACUGCAACACCUGCUAUUGCAGUGGCAAGACAUUCAGAUGUACCACCAACGUGUGUGAUGCAGUUUGUGGGAUCUAUGGUGAUGGCCACUACACCACAUUUGAUGAUAAGAGGUUUGACUUCAAUGGACAGUGUGAAUAUACACUCCUCCAGGACUACUGUGGUUCUAGUCAGGGCAGUGGAAGCUUCCGAAUUAUCACUGAGAAUGUUCCAUGUGGAAGCACAGGAACCACCUGCUCCAAGACCAUCAAGAUUUUUGUUGGGGAUAAUGAAUUCCAGCUUAAAGAUGAGCACUUCCAGGUGGUAAAGGGCAGCAGCCAGGUGUUCCCUUCUCAGUUACAGAAGAUGGGUAUUUAUCUGGUAUUGACGGUCAAACCAGGACUUGUGCUCAUGUGGGACCAGAAGACCAGUCUUUUUAUUAAACUCAGUCCAAAGUAUGAGGGUCAAGUAUGUGGUCUGUGUGGAAACUACGAUGGUAACAGUAAGAAUGACUUCACCACACGCUCCCAGGAGACAGUAGCAGAUGUUUUACACUUUGGCAAUAGUUGGAAAGCUUCAUCCAGUUGCCCCAAUGCCCAACUCCUCACUAAUCCCUGUGCUUCCAACCGCUACCGGGCAGCCUGGUCCCAGAAACAGUGUAGCAUCAUCACCAGUGCCACCUUCAAGGGCUGUCAUUCAAAGGUUGACCCAGGGCCAUUCUUCGAUUCUUGUGUGAGAGACUCUUGUGCUUGUGACACCGGUGGGGACUGUGAGUGUCUCUGCACUGCUGUGGCUGCCUACGCCAAAGCUUGUAAUGAAGCUGGAGCAUGUGUUAAAUGGAGAACUCCCAAGCUGUGCCCUAUUUUCUGUGACUACUAUAACUCCCCUGAUGGCUGUGAGUGGCACUACAAACCUUGUGGAGCUGACUGCAUGAAGACAUGUAGGAAUCCAUCAGGAAACUGUUCCAACCUCAUCAAUGCCCUGGAAGGCUGCUAUCCACAGUGUCCUCCAACCCAGCCAUUCUUUGAUGAAGACACAAUGAAGUGUGUCACCUGGGGCCAAUGUGGCUGCUAUGAUGACAAAGGCACCCAUUACAGCAUUGGAGAUAAGGUUCCGUCAGACGGAUGUACCACUUGCUCCUGCACAGUCUCUGGAAUAAGGUGCAACUACGAUGUGAACUUUUGUACAUGCUUCAUUAAUGGAAAAAUCUACAAAUAUGGGGCUAAAAUCUACAACACAAUGGAUGGAUUAGGACACUGCAUCACAGCUGUGUGUGGGCCAAAUGGCACCAUAAUCAGAAACAUCUUCCCAUGCUUAACCACUACCACUGCUGUCCCGGCAACAACUCCCUUUAGAUUCCGCACGGCUAUGAAAACAACGCCAGGUGUAACCACAGAGGAAAUCACAACUAUACCUGGAGAAACAACUAUAUCAGAGGAAACAACAAUACAGGUUGAGACAACAAAACCACCUAAAAUAGUCACCACUGGCCCAGUCACAACUGCCACCACUGGUGUUGUUGAAACUACAACUUUAUUCCAAGGGGAAACAACCAAAGGUCAAGAAACAACAGUGAUUACAUCCAAGCCCUCUAUUGUUACCACCACUACAAAAGGACCAUCAAUAACAACGAAGGGAACUACCACCAAACCUGGAGAAACAACCAUAUCAGAGGAAACAACAAUACAGGUUGAGACAACUAAACCACCUAAAAUAGUCACCACUGGCCCAGCCACAACUGCCAUCACUGGUGUUCUUGAAACUACAACUUCAUUCCCAGGGGAAACAACCAAGAGUCAAGAAACAACAGUGGUUACAUCCAAACCCUCUAUUGUUACAACCACUACAAAAAGACCAUCAUUAACGACAAAAGGAACCACCACCAAACCUGUAGAAACGACUAUAUCAGAGGAAACAACAAUACAGGUUGAGACAACAAAACCACCUAAAAUAGUCACCACUGGCCCAGUCACAACCGCCACCACUGGUGUUGUUGAAACUACAACUUCAUUCCCAAGGGAAACAACCAAGAGUCAAGAAACAACAGUGGUUACAUCCAAACCCUCUAUUGUCACCACCACUACAAAAGGACCAUCAAUAACAACGAAGGGAACUACCACCAAGCCUGGAGAAACAACCAUAUCAAAGGAAACAACAAUAAAGGUUGAGACAACAAAACCACCUAAAAUAGUAACCACUGGCCCAGCCACAACUGCCAUCACUGGUGUUGUUGAAACUACAACUUCAUUCUCAGGGGAAACAACCAAGAGUCAAGAAACAACAGUGGUUACAUCCAAACCCUCUAUUGUUACAACCACUACAAAAGGACCAUCAUUAACGACAAAAGGAACCACCACCAAACCUGUAGAAACGACUAUAUCAGAGGAAACAACAAUACAGGUUGAGACAACUAAACCACCUAAAAUAGUCACCACUGGCCCAGUCACAACCGCCACCACUGGUGUUGUUGAAACUACAACUUCAUUCCCAGGGGAAACAACCAAGAGUCAAGAAACAACAGUGGUUACAUCCAAACCCUCUAUUGUCACCACCACUACAAAAGGACCAUCAAUAACAACGAAGGGAACUACCACCAAACCUGGAGAAACAACCAUAUCAAAGGAAACAACAAUAAAGGUUGAGACAACAAAACCACCUAAAAUAGUAACCACUGGCCCAGUCACAGCCGCCACCUCCGGUGUUCUUGAAACUACAACUUCAUUCCCAGGGGAAACAACCAAGAGUCAAGAAACAACAGUGGUUACAUCCAAACCUUCUAUUGUUACCACCACUACAAAAACACCAUCAUUAACGACAAAAGGAACCACCACCAAACCUGUAGAAACGACUAUAUCAGAGGAAACAACAAUACAGGUUGAGACAACAAAACCACCUAAAAAAGUCACCACUGGCCCAGUCACAACCGCCACCACCGGUGUUGUUGAAACUACAACUUCAUUCCCAGGGGAAACAACCAAGAGUCAAGAAACAACAGUGGUUACAUCCAAACCCUCUAUUGUCACCACCACUACAAAAGGACCAUCAAUAACAACGAAAGGAACUACCACCAAGCCUGGAGAAACAACCAUAUCAAAGGAAACAACAAUAAAGGUUGAGACAACAAAACCACCUAAAAUAGUCACCACUGGCCCAGUCACAGCCGCCACCUCCGGUGUUCUUGAAACUACAACUUCAUUCCCAGGAGAAACAACCGAGAGUCAAGAAACAACAGUGGUUACAUCCAAACCCUCUAUAUUUACCACAACCAUAAAAACACUGGCAACAACUACUGAGGGUGUUGUCACAGGAGGGCCCAAAACAACAAUUCCAAUAACAAAACCUUCCAUUUUGAACACCACUUCAUCUGCAACUACUAGCACAAAAUUGUUAGGCACUACAUCAUUUGGCCCAUUAACACAGACACUUCCUGGCUUUACAACUGUUUAUAAUACUGGUUCAACCACAACACCCCUGCUCAGUACAACUACCACAUUAUGUGCCUGUAUUGUCAAUGGAACUUCCUAUCGUCCAGGGGACUUGGUGUACAAUGUCACUGAUGGCUUAGGGUGGUGUUUCAUUGCACAUUGCAGUGCAUCUUGUAAAGUUGAGAAACAGUCCACUCCGUGUCCCACAACACCGAUACCUAGCACAACUGUACAUUCUACAGUGAUCAUCACUACUACAAAAUCAACCUUUUCUACGACCACAAGUAUUCCUACUUCCACUCCAUUAACAACUACCCUGGACUGCAAUGAUGAGUAUCCACCAAGAAAGAAUGGAGAGUCCUGGACAGUUAACAACUGCACCACAGCUAUUUGCACCAAUGGCAAGGUCACAAAGACACCUAAGCCCUGUCCCACAGUACAGCAACCCAUUUGUGUCAAUGGACGUAAAGUUGUGAAGGGCUAUGAUGAUAAUGGAUGCUGCCCCCACUAUGAAUGUGAAUGUGUGUGCAGUGUCUGGGGUGGAUCCAACUACAAUACAUUUGAUGGAAAAUCAUACCGUUUCAACAAAGACUGCUCUUACUACCUUGUCAAAGAGAUUAUUACCAAAUAUAACCUGACUAUUACAUUAAAUAAACAUGACUGUGAUCCUUCAGAAAUCACAUUCUGUACCCAGGCUCUCACUGUUACAUACCAGUCCUAUGAGGUAGUACUGACUCGGCGGUUGAAGACUUCAGGAACAGAAGCUAAUGCGGUUUAUGUGAAUCAGAAACGCAUCUAUCCAGCUUACAGCAAUUCUGUUCUGCGCAUCAUUGGCACAGAUAUGAUAGUAUCAUUGAUUAUACCGGAGAUCAAGACAAAAGUGUCCUAUAGGGGCUCCACAUUCAGCAUUGACAUUCCCAAUUCUCUCUUUGGUGGGAACACUGAGGGACAGUGUGGAACCUGUGACAACUCCCAGAACAAUGACUGUCGUUCUCCCAACGGCCAGGUGGAAAACUGCACAGAAUCUGCAGGCCAAUGGCGUGUGCCAGAUAAACCCUGUGUCACCCCCACAACCCCACCUACGAUAACUACUACAAUGACACCCCAGACCACCUCAACACCACCACAGUCAAAAACCCAGUCUGUUUGUAAACCUGCCAUUUGUGAUCUCCUAACGAGCAGCUUAUUUGCUCCGUGCCACUCAGUCAUAGCCCCUGGAAAAUUUGUGCAAUCCUGUGUGAAUGACAUUUGCAAUGGUGGCAAUGAUAGCUGUUCCAACCUAGAGGCCUAUGCUUCUGAGUGCUCUAAUGCAGGAGUCUGUAUUGACUGGAGGAAUGACACCAAUGGGCAGUGCGAACACAAGUGUCCAAGUGGAAAAGUGUACAUGGCCUGUGGUCCUACUGUAGAGCGUACGUGCAAUGAAAGAUACAACAAGAAGUUCGAUUUAUCAACUAACUACACUGAGGAGGGUUGCUUCUGUCCUGAAGGCACCACCUUAUUCAACACAGUCUAUGAAACAUGUGUUAAAUCCUGUGAUUGUGUUGGACCUAAUGGACAACCCAAACAGCCUGGUGAAACAUGGACAAGUGACUGCAGCAACUGUGUGUGUGACAAGGACUCAAUGAGUGUCCAGUGCCAGCCUGUUGAGUGCCCAUCAGUACAGAGUCCCAACUGCAGCGAGCCUGGCCAGCAGCUGGUCAACAAAACAGAUGGCUGCUGCACAACGCAGUCAUGUGAAUGCAACACCAACCUGUGUCCCACUCCUCCCACUUGCAAAUUGGGAUUCUAUCUCACUGUCACUAACGACACCUGCUGCCAAUCCUACAAGUGUGAACCUAAAGGUGUAUGUAUCCAUGACAUGACUGAGUACAAACCUGGUGAAAAAAUACCCACCACACCACACACAACAUCAGAACCACCAACAGAAGCACCAUCAGUAACAAGGCAACCAUCUGGAACAACAGCAUCACCAUCAGGAACAGCAUCACCAUCAGGAUCGGGACAAACAUCUGGAAUAACAAUGCAACCUUUCAAGCCUGGCCCCUGUCAGGAGUGUUAUUGUGGCCCCAAAAUGGAUCCCAUCACCAAGCUGAACAUCAUUAACUGCAAACCCGUUGUCUGCAAAACAGACUGCUCUGAAGGUUAUGAAUAUCAGACUGUAUCUGGCAAGUGCUGUGGGAAGUGUGUUCAGAAGAGCUGUAUUUUCACCACACCUGACAACACAACGCAAAUCAUUGAGGUGAAUGACACUUUUGUACCCCCCAACAACAAGUGUGUGAAAUAUACAUGUGAGAAGAUCAAUGGACAGCUUGUUACCAAGGAGACCGAGACCACCUGUCCUCACUUUAAUCCUUUGGACUGUGAACCGGGCACCGAGACAACUGAUGCCAAUGGAUGCUGCAAAACCUGUAAGUUACGCAGUGUCUGUGAGGUCCAGAGUAAGGAGACAGUCAUCGAGGUGAACGGCUGUAAGAGCGUGCAGCCAGUCAACAUGACAUCCUGUGCUGGACACUGUGGAAGCUCAUCUAUAUAUUCUGCAGCGGCUAAUAAGAUGAUGCACCAGUGUGAGUGUUGCCAAGAGGCCUCCACCAGUCAGAAGCAAGUGGAGCUGACCUGUGCCGACAACUCCAAAGUCCAGCACACCUACACUGUCGUGGAAACGUGCAGCUGCAGUAAAACAGUGUGUGUGGAGGGGACCACAGCCAAACCACAGCCCCGCCGGAGACGCUGA